AUGCCGUCAUAUACGAUGCUCAAUGUUAAAAUGCAACGAGAAUCCAAUAGUACACCAUGGGGAUUUCGAAUGCAAGGUGGAAAAGAUUUUGCUUGUCCAUUACAAAUUCAAAAAGUUAAUCCAAGUAGUUUAGCUGAACGUUGUGGUAUGCAAGCUAAUGAUUAUAUUAUUAAAAUUGGACAAACAUCAACUGAACAUCUUAAACAUCCUGAUGCACAAGAAUUAAUAAAACAACAAAAUAAUAUACUUGAAUUAACAUUACAACGAGGUGCACCACCUGAUACUAAUGAUUAUAACAGUCGUGUGGAUUUUCCACCUCAUCAGUUAAUGCAAUCUACACAAAAUAAUUUUUCACCACAAUCUCAAUAUGGACCACCAUCACCACAAUCACCUGUUCCACAGGUUGCUAUGCCAGUAUCAAACAAUCGUGCUAUAUUAAGUCAAGGACAUAAUACACCAAUUGGUCUUUAUUCAGCUGACAAUGUAACUGAAACAAUAGCACGUACUCUUAAAAGUGACAUCGAAGAUCUUCAACAAAAAUAUUUAACUAUGGAUUUACAAACGAAUAAUAAAGGUGGAGUACGACAAGGACCUGCAUUUCGGGCCCUUGUUCGAGGACUUGAUGAAGCAAAUGGAGAUACCACUGAUCAUUCAUCAUCUAAAUCAAAGUAA
Molecule: messenger RNA, 672 nt
Organism: Rotaria sordida
Lineage: Eukaryota; Metazoa; Rotifera; Eurotatoria; Philodinida; Philodinidae
Source: the annotation of a GenBank genome assembly